UCCCUCCCACAAAAAUUAGAGAAACAAAACCACCAAAAAUCACUCUAGACAAGAGAAAAUCAACAAUAAUGUCAAGUAGUCACCAAGAAGAUCUUGACCUUCUCCUCUCUCUUCAAGACAGAGUUCUUGAAACCCCUCCUGGUUCCCCUUCAAAUCACCAUUCCCUUUCACCAGGGUAUUUAUCGGAUGAUGGAUCACCAAGGCGAAAAGGGCAGGCUGAUUUGUCAGUGUUUAGAGAUGCUGUUCAAGAUUGUCUUGAUUAUGAGCCAAAACCAGUGGUGAAAGCUGGAAAAAAAUUGAAUGUUUUGAAAAACUCCACUGAGGCUAAUGUGGAGAAGUAUUCAGGUUUAAGAAUAAGGAAUCAAUCGGUCACUGCUGUGGAGCUCAGCGAGCGUUUCUCAGAAAUUCGCUUUGUUCGGUUACCAACUAUUAAAAAUUUAUUGAUGGGAGACACUCUCAUGGGAUGUUGGGCAACUGUUGGAGUGUUGAUUGAGAAGGGAAGUCCAAAGACUAGUUCUGUUGGGAAGAGCUAUUGCAUAUGGAAAUUUGGUUCUUUGGACGAAAGCAGUAUAUCUGUUUUCCUGUUUGGCGAUGCUUAUCAGCAGAACUGUAAAGAGCAAGCCGGGACAGUUUUUGCACUGUUCAAUUGCACUGUUCGCAAGGACAAUGUGGGAACUGGUUUUUCUUUGAGCGUGUUCUCUGCAAAUCAAAUAUUGAAGAUGGGUACUUCAAUUGAUUAUGGAGUUUGCAAGGGAAAAAGGAAGGAUGGAUUGCCUUGUACACUAGUCAUAAAUAAACGUCAAGGGAUGUAUUGCAGGUAUCAUAACUCUAAAACAUCAGAGAGGUUUUCCACAGUGCGAACUGAGCUUAAGGGAGGGAACUUGAAAACAGCCUUCAGGGAUCCUCUCAAGUCACGAGGCAUUUACUUGGUCGACCCUCUAGCAGACAAAACAUUAUUAAAAAAGCCCACACAGCCAGUGAAAUUAUUGUCUGUGGAGGCACUCAAAAGAGCAUUGAGCAAUGCAGAUAAAGUGACAACAAAUUCACACUCACAGGGGAUAAGGUUCCUCAAUGAAAUCACAGGAAAACUGAGCUCAAAAAAUUCAGAUAAAGUAUCUGCCACGCAAAACAGACAAGUAAAUAGUUCAGAGAAAAGGAAAUCAUCUACCAAGAAAUUGGAUCCAUCUACGGUCACAAAAAACCAACCAGAUUUAAAAAGAAAGAAAACCGUGCAGGGGCAAGCUUCAGUAGACAAAGUCAAGCAGGGGACAACAAAGAUGAUUGAAUUAGAUAUAUUUGAUUCAGACGAAGAACCAUGAGUCUUGCAUUUCUGCUCACUGUGGAACACCUUUUCUACUUCACGGGGAAAAUUACAUCUCACAUUAUAAUUUAGAUUUUAUGCUUGAGAGCCACGGCUAUUUUGAAAUACAUUGUGGGAGGUGCAACCUUGGUGGUCCCGCUUCUGCACUUCAGAAGGAGCAAUCUAUUAUCUGGAAGAGUUGAAGGUAAAAGUCACGGCUUGCUGCUUUGAAGCAGGGAGGUAAAUGAGCAAGCAGAGUUUGGAACCUUUUGGCUCUAUAAUGUGAUAAAUCUUGGAAGAUUAUUUUUGCUGUGAGUGUCCAUGUUGUGUGAAAAAUACAAGUUGAUGUUGCAUGUUUAUCAUUUCAAUUUCUGCCCUAGCAAUUAGCACACAGAGUUGAAACAUCGAUCAUGGCAAUGCAGUUCUUUAUAACAGCAUUCAUUCGACCAUUAUCAAGCAAGUA
Populus nigra (black poplar) is the source of this 1763-nucleotide messenger RNA. RefSeq lists its product as uncharacterized. The transcript is spliced from 11 exons. The record is from RefSeq and is a predicted model, not a curated record. Gene Ontology annotation, biological process: DNA replication; DNA replication initiation. Gene Ontology annotation, molecular function: DNA replication origin binding; single-stranded DNA binding. The coding region runs from base 69 to 1319 and encodes 416 amino acids. Lineage: Eukaryota; Viridiplantae; Streptophyta; Magnoliopsida; Malpighiales; Salicaceae. Gene Ontology annotation, cellular component: replication fork protection complex; nucleus.